Molecule: messenger RNA, 1340 nt
Organism: Colletotrichum acutatum
Lineage: Eukaryota; Fungi; Ascomycota; Sordariomycetes; Glomerellales; Glomerellaceae
Exons: 2
Coding region: 223-1005 (260 amino acids)
Source: RefSeq, a predicted model, not a curated record
GGUCGUCCGUCAGCUUUCUGCCUCUCUGUAGCGUCUAUCGCCUUUCAACUUCGACUUCUCGAUCUUGCUCCGCAACUCUUUCAUUUGCUGGGAAUAAACCCGCGGGUUCCCAUUUGCGACUUGCUUCCACCCUUUUCAAUCGUUCAAACAUCCAGUCAUUUCCCAAAGUCUUGUUGCAGGUGCUCCGCACUUCUUGUUUGGUAUCAGUACCCUUUGCGCAAGAUGUCAUCCAACGGACAAGGUCACGAUGACCCAUACCAUUCGUCUUCGUGGUCUGGGUACUCCCAGCCCGGUUCUUGGAACAGUACUCCUCGAUAUACUCCUAGCGUGUCUUCCUAUGCGAGCUCUUCGUCAGCGUCACAGGUAUCUGGGAGCAGUUAUGGCAGCCAGAGCCACUACACUCAUUCGGCGGGUGGUCUGAUGCCAUACGACGAAUUCGGGAUGCCUCAAGCCUACUCCGAUACUCCAGCUCCGUCACAGUACUCCGCAAUAAGCACCUUUCACCAGGGCAUCGUGCAGCAACAGAUUGCUCCACCGCCUAGCAAUAACAUGCUCUACUGCGAGUUCCAACCCUGGACUGGUUGCCGAGAGCAGUUCAGACUCGAUGACGUCGACUCGUGGAUCAGACACACCGAGGACAUUCACCUACGAGGUGCUUAUCCUGCAGUAUGCGUGUGCUGGUUUUGUGACGACUUCAACUUCAAAGUGAGCCAACGUUGUCCUGAUCCUGGCGAGAACUGGAGCCAGAGGAUGAGACAUAUCGCUCACCAUAUGCUUCAUGAUGCAUAUCGAUUCGAACAAAGACGACCCGACUUCAGCCUCCUCGAACACUUGUAUCAUUAUAACAGGAUCACUCCUCAGAGCUUCCAACAAGCCAUUAGUGCCAGUGAAGGCCCUCGUACUCAGAAUGUGUAUCCAUCAGGUUGGAGGCCGCCCAGAGAAGAGGCAGACGUGAUUGUUGCGGGAAAUGGAAGAAGAAGACGGAACCAAGGGAGGCGUCGCUGAUGACGAUCAAGCACGGCCGUAGUAAAGUUGUUGAUGUAGUGUCGUCCCUACAAACGCUCGGGGAUUCCGGAGAUGUGGGUGGCUGGCGCUUGAAUACCGGAGCGGGCCGAGGCGACGGUGUCGAUCAUGGGCCGGGGAGAGCGGCAGAUUUUCCGAUUAGUCUUUGCCACCAACGGAUACGGUUACGACCGUUCAUCUGAUUUUCUCAUCUAUUUGAACCCGCAGAUGGUGCCAUACUACCCCGAGGGAACCCCUCCUGUCUUUGUAUACGCGAGUCCGAGGACAUGUGCGAGGCUGGGCGCCAGAUGCGAGGCAGACUCUGUGGUCACCUGGCC